CCUCCUCCUCCUGGUCUCUCUGCAGUGCUGGGUCCAGCCAACCCUGCUCCCAUCAUCCUGCAGCCGGCUCACCUGACCGGUCAGGUGAACUCUCUGCCAGUUCUCUGGCUCGUUAAUGGGCAGCUAGUGGUCCCUCCUGGAUACCUGAUGCCGGUGCACCACCCCCGCCCCGCUGCAACCACCCAGAGCGCCUGCUGCUCACAGAAGAGGAAGCGAGAUGACGACAGCGAGCCGCCAUACGUGAAGAAGCCACCCAACGCCUUCAUGCUCUUUCUGAAGGAGCAGAGGGCGAGUGUGGUGGCUGAGCUUGGCCACACCGGGAGCGCGGCGGUGAACACCAUCUUGGGGGAGAGAUGGAAGUCCUUGUCCACCGAGCAGCAGGCCAAGUACUACCAGGAGGCCGACGCAGCGAGGCGCCGCCAUGAGCAGCAGCACCCCCAGUGGUCCAGCAGCGACAACUACGGCCAGAAGAGGAAGAGGAGGCGCCAGGGGAGCACAGCUCCUAGCAGCUCUGGAGCUUCCUCUUCUCAGCCUGAGGGAGGGUCUGCAGCACCUGCCUCUGAUGUCUGAGGCAGACGAGUGGCCGUGGUCCCAGAACGUAGACCAGAAGUUCUGGGACCAACAGACUGAAAUCCUCCUCAGAGCCACUUCAUCCAUUUUUUAUUUAAAUUUCUGAUUAACUUUUGUAUAUAGUUCUGUUUAUAGUUCCGUGUAAAUAGUUCCAUUUAAGGUUUAAUGUUUGUUUUUCUCUUGUUUUUGUUGCUCUACAGUGUUGACCAUCCAACUGUAGAACAUCCACCUUACAGCUCCACCUGCAGCCAAUAACAUCGGCUUGUUUUAGGUAUCUGCC
Molecule: messenger RNA, 850 nt
Organism: Melanotaenia boesemani (Boeseman's rainbowfish)
Lineage: Eukaryota; Metazoa; Chordata; Actinopteri; Atheriniformes; Melanotaeniidae
Product: transcription factor 7-like 1
Exons: 9
Coding region: 148-570 (140 amino acids)
Biological process (GO): regulation of transcription by RNA polymerase II; canonical Wnt signaling pathway
Cellular component (GO): beta-catenin-TCF complex
Molecular function (GO): DNA-binding transcription factor activity, RNA polymerase II-specific; RNA polymerase II cis-regulatory region sequence-specific DNA binding
Source: RefSeq, a predicted model, not a curated record